Messenger RNA from Colossoma macropomum (tambaqui), 3674 nucleotides. RefSeq names its product epoxide hydrolase 3. The transcript is spliced from 7 exons. Gene Ontology annotation, molecular function: hydrolase activity. The coding region runs from base 165 to 1334 and encodes 389 amino acids. NCBI's taxonomy places the organism in Eukaryota, Metazoa, Chordata, Actinopteri, Characiformes, Serrasalmidae. The record is from RefSeq and is a predicted model, not a curated record.
CUUCCAGCCAGGUGUUUAGUUGUGAUAGGAAAAUGACCUUGUGGAUCAGCAGUCACACAGAGUUAGGCUGCAGUGAGAGGUUAACCUCUAUGAUACAUACAAAGGCGAGAGAGAGAGUCAGCAUGGAUAGAGGUCUCUUUGUCAUGGCAUAGAAGACUAAAAUAAUGAGUCGUUAUUUGAUGCACCUCCUUUUGUUCCCCACUCGUGUAAGUUUGUGCUUUCUCUCUUUACUCUACUGGAUCGUGGUCUACGGCACAGCUGCGAUCACGGCCUGUCUGGUCCUGAUCCGGAUUAUCUGGAAUGGAUUUUGGGACCCAUAUGGGACUUUUCAUUGGACUGUCCGCCAACGACCCCCAGCAUGUCUUCGGGACCCCGCACUGGGCAAACAUGCCUACUUAUACGGCAGGAGCUCAGGCUUGCGGUUUCACUAUGUGACAAAAGGAGACCACAGAAAACCCCUCAUGCUUUUCCUUCAUGGAUUCCCAGAAAACUGGUACUCUUGGCGUUAUCAGUUGGUGGAGUUUAGCAGGUGUUACCACACGGUGGCUCUAGAUCUGCGUGGCUGUGGGAACUCUGAUGCUCCCUCUCAGCUGGAGGACUACUCACUGGAGAAACUCUUAUAUGACAUCAGAGACACGAUUGAUGAGCUGGGACACACCAGCUGUAUACUGGUGGGCCAUGACUGGGGUGGUAUGCUUGCUUGGCACUUUGCCCUGGAGAGGCCGGACAUGGUCCAGCGUCUGGUCAUCAUGAAUGCUCCUCAUCCUGCCUCAUGGCUGGAUGCAGUUUUGAGACGGCCCUCUCAGCUCCUGCGUUCAGGCCACGCGUGCUUCUUCCAGCUUCCAUUCCUGCCUGAGAUUGCUCUCUCCUUAGAGGAUUUUAAGUUGGUGCGGAGUAUGCUCUGUGGAGGCCGUGUGGGGAUCAGAAACAGGGCAAGGAGGCUGACAGAAGCACAACUGGAGGGCUACCUGUACCGCCUGUCUCAGCCAGGAGCACUCACCGCCUCCCUCAACUACUACCGCUCUCUUCUCAGUAACACUUUGUAUAAGCAUCAGGACGUGGCAGUGACCUGUAUGUUGAUUUGGGGAGAAGAAGAUAACAUAUUGGUGGAAGGGAUGUCUGGUGGGACGCGGCCUUACGUUAGAGGCCCUGUCGUCGUUCAUACAAUCCCGGACUGCAGUCACUGGGUACAGCAGGAUCAGCCGGAGGUGGUCAACAAUCUACUGUGGGACUUCCUUAUGGACAGAGAUAGUAUAUCAAACCACACAACACAUAGGCUCUUCUCUAACGCCUCUGCAUCAGGAGCAUUAAACGGUGACUCCAGGAAUCUGUGACUCUAGCUUUGACUCCUAUUUGUGCAUUAUUAAAGCAAUAAGCCAUGAGAGGCUGUGCAUUACAGUGAUUUUAUAAUUCCCACAGGUAAGGGUGUUAUUAGGCAUGACGCAAAGUGGAGUAAAAUCCCCUUACCCUUGAUAAAAGCACUGUAAUGCACAGCCUCAAGCGGCUUAUUGCUUUUAUGAAAUGGUGGACAACAUAAAAUGUAAUGAGAUAUACAAAUUUUCAAGUUAUUAACAAUAAUAAUCAAUACAAACAACUAAUCCACCAAAACAUGUAGUUAAUCUACAGUAUGUUAUUGUUGCACAAUCAACUAUGCACUGCUGAAAGAAGACAAGAAUGUUCAGUUGCCCAUCAUUGUGUACUGCAGUCAUUUCAUUAACUUUCAACUUUUUGUUGUAUAAUAAUAAAUUUAUCCUAACACAGCACUGUUUAAUGCAUAAACCUUCGCUUUACAAGUAUUUUCUCUUAUAAAUUACCUCUGUGACGACAAUGCUAAUUUCCGUUAGUGCCUCUAUGAGCUUUCCAGUCUUAUUUAGCACCAAGCUAACCCUGUUGUGCAUCACUUUUCCCAUACUAUAGCUGAAUCUUAAAUCGCUCCCUACUCCCUUCACAGUACAAUAUGUAGGAAAUAAAAUACUGGCUCCCGCACUCAAGCAGUGCUCUAUGUAUCUAAUAAAUAGUCAUUUGGGAUUCAGCCACUUGUAUAAUUUCAUAGCCAUAGGAGUUGUUUAGCCUGUAUGUAUGAUAUGAAUGUGUGUUUAUAUAUAUGUAUAUGUAAAUAUGCUCAGCCAGCAUUUUAUAAUACCAGAUAGAGUUGUUUACGGGUGUAUCUUUAUCUAUGAAGGACUUUGGACUUGGCCAUGCUUCUGGCCAGGUCUUUAUUUAUCAUUUGUACACAGUAAAUCUUUGACCUCACAACAGUUCUGUCACCGUUGUUUAGGAAAUGAUCUAUGAAUCUCAAACCACCAUGAAAUCGUAAAUAAUGCAAUCUCAAAUUUCACCACAAACUGAUUUGAUACUAAUUAUAUUGACAUAUUUCAGAAUAGUUAAAAAACAUAUUUUUUAUACUUGUUUGUAAUUUAUGUAGUUCUAUGCAUCAGAAUAGUAAUUUUUCAACCUCUUUUUUCCAUUUAAAUGAAACAUUACUGUGCCUUUAAGACUGGUACAUGUAACUGAUUCUGUUUCUGAUUGGCUGCCCUGUAUUCAAAAAGCUGUCAUGGGUCUUAUCAGAUUAAUGUGAAGUGGUGAGUUAAUCUGCUGUAGGCUGAGUAGGCAGAUACGUGUAAAUGCUUGGAUUUGACAAAACUAAUGAUCGUUUCCAUAUAUAGGCUGGAGAGUGAGUGGUGCAUUGCUUAUACGUUUGUUCCUCAUAUCAAAAUUAUUAGUAGCACAUUAGAUAUUGAUGGUUUUGAUAAAGACAAGCAUUUAACAUAUAUUAAUCCUGUUCGCCUUACUGUUCUCACCGAAUUCACAGACGUGUCUGCGUUGAGAAUUAUGCCUGGUUUUCAUUUGACCUGUAACUGAUACUGUAAUGACACAUCAUAUGUCCUCACAGAGGUCAUUAAGCACCAUAACCUCUGCCUAGUAUCACAUACAAGAACUGAAAAUGAAUGAAAUGAGUCAGGUUUUGGAGGAGGACUAGGCCUGAAGCUCAUCCUCCUUCCAAUUUAACAUGCUAUAAAUUACCAUAUUUAUCUUCUGUUUGCUGUGCUGAAGUUUUCACAUCACAUCUCCUCCCUGUUCCUCAGUCCUGUCCCUCAGCCCUACCUCUUCUCAUCAAAAAUAUAGGUCUGUCCUUCUCAUUUAAAGAGGAAUUCCACUGAUUUUUCAAAAUAAAAAAAACUGCAUAAUUAUAUGGUUAAGAUUAAGAUAUAGACAAAGUCAUUCAGAGUACUUAGUUGUGAAAUUCUCUGUUCUAGAGGAACUUACCUGAUUAGAAUUGUUCACAGUGGUGGUGAUAGGAACCAGAUGUCUGAAGAGUUUAAAGCCUCUAAAAUCUCCCUCACAGAUGUUACUUUGUGCUAGUUUUCAGAUCAGCUUUUGACCUAAAGUAUUAUAGGUGGAGAGGUACAUUCAGGGAGGUGUAACUCUUGCGAGAAAGAAGCAUUCUUAAUUACAGGGCCAGAGUGGGACUCGGCCUCAGGGUAAGGUGGACUCGGAAACUGUUCUCAAGACCAGCUGAGUGCACUGCCUCCACAGAAUAAAACAGUCUUUUCUCUACAUGUUUAAAUAAAAUCUGUUCUGCCGGUUGAGAAUGUAAUUGAUCUUUCUAUGAUGGCUUAACUGGGCAUAGUUUGUUUGUUGAUGUUUAUUGGUUCCAAAACUCAAACAUCUCC